UAGACAUAUAAGAUAGACCCAGCAUCUAUAGUAUAUGCUGGGUUUGGCAGAACGGUGCGAGAGGCAAAAUAUCGGGGCAACCUGUCCUUCUCUGCGCGCGCAUCUUGACAAUCUUGACAAAAUCAAAAUGGCUGACUACGUUAGGAUCGUGAUCGUCUGCAUUCUUUGCCCAUUUUUAUAAUUGUGUUAAUUUGCGUCACUAGUAUGAAUAAUUGUGUUUAUUCGCGUUUCUUGAAAAAUUGAACAUGAAGACGUGCAGCGCAUGUGGGUAUCAAAAGAAACCUGGUGGACAGGAAAAAAUAUCCUUUCACACGUUUCCAAAAAAGGAAAAUAUCCGUCAAGCAUGGAUCGAGGUGAUGGGAUUAGAAAAUGUUGACCCUACUAGAAAUAGUGUUUUAUGUAGUCAGCAUUUUUCAGAAGAAUGUUUUUAUUAUAGUAUGGGAGGAAUGAAACAAAGAACAUAUUUGAA
This is a messenger RNA of Mycetomoellerius zeteki, 469 nucleotides long. Its product is annotated as THAP domain-containing protein 1-like. The annotation marks the transcript as partial. The transcript is spliced from 2 exons. Gene Ontology annotation, molecular function: sequence-specific DNA binding. The record is from RefSeq and is a predicted model, not a curated record. NCBI's taxonomy places the organism in Eukaryota, Metazoa, Arthropoda, Insecta, Hymenoptera, Formicidae.